Molecule: messenger RNA, 1894 nt
Organism: Hibiscus syriacus
Lineage: Eukaryota; Viridiplantae; Streptophyta; Magnoliopsida; Malvales; Malvaceae
Product: exonuclease 1-like
Exons: 12
Coding region: 168-1856 (562 amino acids)
Molecular function (GO): 5'-flap endonuclease activity; protein binding; metal ion binding
Source: RefSeq, a predicted model, not a curated record
CUAGACAGUCCCCAUGGCACAGAAUUUGCCUCCAAAAUUUUGACAUUUUACUGAAGUUCCCGCCAGUUUCUCCCCUCAUACCAAUACGCCAUGCCCAUACAUUUAACCAGCGCCCCCCCCCCCAAAAAAAAACCUUAAUACCCAAAACCAGCAACAGGGGAUAAACAAUGGGAAUCAAAGGUCUGCUUAGAUUCAUGAAACCUUUCAUUGAACCCGUUCACAUCAAGAAAUACGCUGGCAAGCGGGUGGGUAUUGAUGCUUAUUCAUGGUUACAUAAAGGAGCAUAUUCAUGUAGCACGGAGAUUUGUUUGGAUUCAAACAGUGAAAAGAAAUUUCGUUACAUAGCUUACUUUAUGCACAGAGUCAAUCUUCUCCGUUACCAUAAGAUAACCCCAGUUGUGGUUUUUGAUGGUGCAAGUAUCCCCUCUAAGGCUGCCACUGAAAAUGAGAGAAACAGGAGGAGAGAAGAGAACCGGGAACUGGCAAUUGCCAAACUUAAAAAGGGUGAUGUUAAAGCUGCAACUGAGCUUUUCCAGAAAGCAGUGAGAAUCACUCCAGCAAUGGCACAUCAAUUAAUUCAGAUCCUGAAAUCAGAGAAAGUUGAAUUUGUGGUAGCUCCAUAUGAGGCUGAUGCACAACUAGCAUAUUUGGCCACCCUUGAGGUUGAAAAAGGAGGAGUUGCGGCAGUGAUUACAGAAGACAGUGAUUUAAUAGCAUAUGGUUGCCCAGCUAUCACAUUUAAAAUGGACCAUUAUGGCAAUGGAGAAGAACUAGUUCUGCCAAAAGUUUUUGAUUCAUUAACUAGUAAACCUUCCUUCAGAAAUUUUGAUAAAGAAUUGUUUACAGGUAUGUGUGUCCUUGCUGGAUGUGAUUUCCUUCCAUCUGUUCCUGGAAUUGGGAUUGUAAAGGCACAUUCCUUUGCUACCAAGUACCGGAACUUAGACCGUGUUUUAUCAGUUUUGAAGAUUGAGAAGGGCAGUCAAAUGCCAGAAGAUUACCCCAAAUCUUUCAAAGAAGCAGUUGCAGUGUUUCAGCAUGCAAGAAUAUAUGAUGCUGAAAUCAAGGAGUUGAAACAUCUGAAAUCUCUUACAGAACAGCUUCUGCAGCAUCUAGAUGAAGGGCUUGAUUUCCUGGGACCAGAAAUCCCUCCAUUGGUAGCAGCUGCGAUUGCUGAAGGAAAGUUAGACCCCACUACAAUGGAGGCCUUCCACUGUAAUCAACCAGAGCCUGAUAAUGUUCAAACUUCUGUUGAAACUGCUAACAAUUCCAGACAAGCAAGCUGCUUCACGGUAGUUUCUUCACAUAAAACCAGAGAGAAAAAGAAGAUAGGUACAAUGAGCAUGAAGCAAGUUGCAGUUUCAGCUGAAAGCAAGUAUUUUCAAGAUGCUGGACUGGAGAAACUAGCAUUUCCAGUAAGAACUCACACAAAAAAAGAGAAUGCGGUAUUAAAGGAAACUCCAUUGAAUGUUCCGAAUAACAAUCCUUUCAAGAAAAGAAAACUCGAAGACGUGACUAAACUAGUUUCAUCAGAAGGCAAGGAUGAGAAGUUGGAAAUUUCGUGUGUUUUCCCCGAUAAUAGUCAAUUGACAUUUUCUGAGAAUGAUUGUUUAAGUGAUAGGAAACUCCAAAUCUCCAAUCAGAUAGAGAGCAUUGCUGAACAGAUUUCAAUGGUGACUGAGGUAGAACUUGCCGAUACCUUGUGCAUCAACAUGGGAUCCCAAGAAAGUGUGAGUUCUGAUUCUAGACCAAAGAGAGUGUUUAGUGGAAGAAGAGUUCAAAAUGAUAAGUUGAAACGAAGUAAUCACAACAGCUCAGAGGCUAAGAACAGUAUUCUGAACUUCUUUGCUCGUGUGUGAUCUUCCCAUUUGUUUCAUUUAUAAUCUACUUAGCAAUU